Molecule: messenger RNA, 2477 nt
Organism: Cokeromyces recurvatus
Lineage: Eukaryota; Fungi; Mucoromycota; Mucoromycetes; Mucorales; Mucoraceae
Product: fungal-specific transcription factor domain-containing protein
Exons: 4
Coding region: 63-2441 (792 amino acids)
Biological process (GO): DNA-templated transcription; regulation of DNA-templated transcription
Molecular function (GO): zinc ion binding; DNA-binding transcription factor activity, RNA polymerase II-specific; DNA binding
Source: RefSeq, a predicted model, not a curated record
AAAAAAAAAAAAAAAAAAAAAAUAAAAUAAAUAAAUAAAUAAAAUAAAUACCAAUUACCUUAAUGGCAGAACAAGCAGAACAUAAAAGGCAGCGUGUUAGUAAAGCUUGUGAGCAAUGUAGAAGAAAGAAAGUUAAAUGCGAUGGUUCAUCACCAUUAUGCAAUAACUGUCAAGUAUUGGGCUUAAGCUGUUUAUAUAAAGAGUCAACUAAAAAAAGAGGCCCACCUAAAGGAUAUAUAGAAGCAAUAGAAGGUAGAUUACAUCGAUUAGAAGCACUAUUAGGCAGUAUUAUUCAAGAAGAUGAUCCUCACUCUCAAGCAAUUAUGGCAGAAUUAAAUGCUCCAUUAGAAACAGCUUAUGGUGAACUCGUUAGACCACGUCCAAUGCGUAGAGAAACUAUAUCUGGUUAUGAAGCAGAAUGUGGACCAUUAACUACAGUAGAACGAAAUCACAUGUUAAAUACGACUCAGCAAAAUAAUAAUAAUAAUGACGAUGAAUUAAAUAAUACGAAUAAUCUUUCUAUUGAUGAAAGUGGGCAACUAAGAUAUUAUGGUAAAUCUUCUGGAUUUUAUAUGCUCAAGAACAGUAAAAACUUAAAGAAUCGUUCCUUUCAAUUUAAUUCAAGAGUCAGUCAUCACGAUGAACAUCAUAACCAUUCUUCUUCAACUUUAUCUUUUACAGUAGAUCCAUUUGAAAUGCCUCCAAAGGAUUUAUCAGAUCAUUUAUUAGACUUAUAUUUUUCUUAUUUUUAUCCUCUUUUACCCCUUUUACAUAAGAAAUCAUUUAUGGAAUCUAUUCAAGAUCAUCAUAAGCCCUCUCCUCCACCUCUUCUUUUAAAUGCUAUCUAUGCAGUUGCCUCUCGUAUCUCACCAGAUAUUCGUGUUAGAUCUGACCCUUUAAAGCCUGAAACAGCAGGUGAUAUCUUUUUUGAAAGAGCUCGUAUGUUACUUGAUUUUGAAUGGGAUAGUUUUAGACUUUAUACUGUUCAAUCUUUGUUACUUAUGAGUAGUCAUCAAAAUGGUGCAUUAAAGACGACUCGAGGUUGGCUCUAUAGUGGCAUGGCAAUAAGAAUGUCACAAAACUUAGGUUUACAUAGAGACUGCGAUAAAUGGGAUUUAACAGCUACAGAAAAAGAAGAAAGAAAGAGAGUGUUUUAUUGUUGUUUUAUAUUAGAUAAAUUAUCUUGUGCUAUGCAUGGUAGAUCACCUAUGAUUGAUGAAAGAGAUUAUGAUACACCUUAUCCCUCAGAAAAUGAUGAAGAUGAUAUUCAUCGUAAACCGCGAAUUAUGGAAAAUUUUUAUUACUUGAUCAAGAUAUGUGAAAUAUUAGAAGAUGUCAUACGUGAAUUAUAUAUGGUGAAAGGAAGAAAACAGUUAUCCAUGUUAUCUACACCAGAUAGUAUCGUCUCAGCUCUUGAUAAAAAGAUAAAUAAAUGGAUAUCAAAAUUACCUCCUAAUUUACAAUAUCGUCCACCUAAUACAAGACUAAAUGAACGUGCUCCUGCUCCUUCUUUAGAGUUAUGUCAACUUCAUAUGUUAUUAUACACAACACUUAUCUUAACCCAUAGACCUUUCAUUCCUGGUCCUUCACAGACAGUCGUCCCUACCGUAUUCCCAUCAGCCUCUAUUUGUACUUUUGCCGCUAACAAGAUUCUUGAUAUCACUGAAUCCUUAAUGGCAGAAGGAAGAUUAAAAAAUAUUAAUAAUUAUACCUUAUUCUUCAUGUUCACUGCUGGCAUCAUCUUUAUCUAUAAUGCUGCCUCUACGGAUUCUAUGUUUGCCUUUGAAGCCAAGAUAAGUAUUAAUAAAAUAAUGCGUGCCAUGGAUGAAGUAGAAAAGACCUGGAUUACAUCAGCAAGACAUUGUAAUAUCCUGGGUGCUCUAGCUGGCUUACGUGAUAUUGACCUUGAUUGUGUAGAUGAAAGUUAUACACAUUCUUUAAAGAAAUUCGAUCCACAGGCAUCCAAUCUAUCAGCCUCUAUUGCAGUCCCUAACUCACCUGAACCUGAACCAGAAGAAGAAAAACAGCAACGAGAGAUUCAGUCUACGAUGACACACGAUUUUCAGCGUAUGGAAGAAAAAUAUUACAAUACUUGUAGUAAAUCACCUCAAGGCAGUAGUAUAGACCUCUCUCCAGAAUCAACAAAUCAACGCUCUUCAUCCUAUCUACAACAACAAUCACAGGAGUUUGAAAAUAACCCAUUUGAUCCUAAUGAAACUGCCUUUUGGGGUAUGCCAAUGUCAUUUGAUAUUGACGAAUGGAAUAGCUAUUUCAAUAAUCAAAAGAAUAAUAUGGCAUCGUCAUCAGUGAACACAACAUCCAUAUUUCCAAUGUCUUCUGAACAUGAACAUGCAUCACAGGAUAAUGUUUUUAUGUCUAUACCACUAACAACAUCAUCUAGCAUUACUACUAGUAAUCAAGUUCCUUUAUGGACUGAUUAAAUAUUUAUAAAUAAACAUUAUUCUUAUAAAUACAAA